Messenger RNA from Strongyloides ratti, 906 nucleotides. RefSeq lists its product as hypothetical. Bases 1 to 906 code for a protein of 301 amino acids. The record is from RefSeq and is a predicted model, not a curated record. NCBI's taxonomy places the organism in Eukaryota, Metazoa, Nematoda, Chromadorea, Rhabditida, Strongyloididae. The transcript has a single exon.
AUGGCAGGACAUACAGAUAAGUCAGAAUAUAGUCGUGAAAAUUUGGCUGGUAAAUUAAAGCCAAGUAAGGAAUUAUUACAAUCUGGUGUUAAAAUAUAUUAUUCUAGUAAUGGUUGUCAAACUUACAAAGUGGUUACACUUAGUGAUGUUUUUAUUAAAGAAAAUAAGGUUUAUUGUGAAUUGCAUUUUGUAGAUAAUAGUGGAGAUCAAAAUACAACAAUUGUUGAUAUUGAAAAACUCAUUGAAAACAGUCUUAUAGAAGAAAAUUAUUUAGAUGAAAACAAAAAAUCCAGAAAAAAAUAUAAAAAUGAAACUAAAGAUGGAAUUGUUACAUAUAAAUAUUAUAAAAUAAAACUAGAAGAAUGUUUUGAACAUUUAGAUGGAUAUCCUUUCAACAGUGGUUAUAUAUCAUUAUUAAAAAAAUAUUUAAAUCAAAUAAGUUUCAGUUAUACAUCACCAAAUAUAGCAAGUCCUGAAAAAAAUGCUCUUUUGAUAUUAGAUCAUUUUGCCAAAUUAGAUAAUCAAAUAUCUCCAUUUAGUGAUAAAGAGUAUAUUGAUACAAAAAGUAUAAUGAAAUAUAAAAACGAUUUUGUUGAUCUUGCUAACAAAUUUAAUAAAUAUGGACCUAAAUUUACAAUAUUUUAUGAAACAAAUACUAACAUGUAUGAAAUGGAUAUAUAUAUAAGUUUUCAUAAUAACAAUCCAAAUUUUGGUUUUGCAAUAUUUGCAAAUGCUUACAAUGUUAUACGAUUUAUAAACAAUAUAUUUAUUGAACACGCAAAAAAUCCUAAUGGAUCUGUUGCUACUGAAUUUGGAAUAAAUAGAUUAGUUGGAAUAGCAAAUUUAAUUUCUGAUAAUCAAAAGUACUAUUUGCAAGAUUAUGUAACAGAUUUUAAUCGUUUUUAA